AUUUUUCUCUAAACCAAAAUGACAUGGACCAAGUGGUAAAAAAUCACACAGAACCGGUAGAAACUUUGUUGAGAAAAUCUCUGUUGCCAAAGCAUCAUCAUCUCUAAUGUAGUAGAUCCGUCGAGAGUAAGAACUCUGACUAGAAAAAUAUGGAAAGAGAUAAUGGAAAACGUGACUGAAUAAAAUUCGAUUUGUUUAUACAAUAACAAACCCACGUUUGUAGACUUGGAAAAGAGACACCUUUUAUUUUUUUUUAUGAACUCUUUGGUGCUAGAUCAUAAUUGUAUUCCAAAAGUUUUUUCUGUUGUGUGUAAAAAGCCCGGAUUUAGAGAGAGAUUUAGUUUUUUUUUUUUUUCCGGCACUUGGGUCCUUCAAAGUCUCCGCCUUCUGCCGUGUUGAAGUUCGAUGGCGAUAGGAGACCGCAAGAAGAUUAUCAUCGAUACUGAUCCUGGAAUCGAUGAUGCAAUGGCGAUAUUCGUAGCUUUAAAUUCACCUGAAGUUGAUGUCAUUGGCCUCACUACUAUCUUUGGAAACGUGUAUACCACUCUCGCCACUCGAAACGCCUUGCAUUUGUUGGAGGUUGCGGGUAGGACCGAUAUUCCGGUGGCUGAAGGAACACAUAAAACCUUCUUGAACGAUACGAAGCUUCGAAUAGCUGACUUUGUUCAUGGAAAAGAUGGGCUUGGCAACCAAAACUUCCCUCCACCUAAAGGAAAACCAAUUGAAAAGUCUGGACCUGAGUUUUUAGUUGAACAAGCAAAGCUUUGCCCUGGUGAAAUCACGGUUGUUGCUUUGGGACCACUAACAAAUCUCGCGUUGGCUGUUCAGCUUGAUCCAGAGUUUUCGAAAAAUGUCGGACAAAUUGUUCUUCUUGGUGGAGCAUUUGCAGUAAACGGAAAUGUAAAUCCAGCUUCGGAAGCUAAUAUUUUUGGCGAUCCCGAAGCUGCAGAUAUUGUGUUCACAUGUGGGGCCGAUAUAAUUGCUGUGGGAAUCAAUGUGACCCAUCAAGUUAUUAUGACAGCUGAUGACAAGGACAAACUAGCAUCAUCGAAGGGGAAAUUAGCUCAAUAUCUCUGUAAAAUCCUUGAUGUGUACUAUGAUUAUCAUCUCACGGCUUACGAAAUCAAAGGUGUGUACCUUCAUGAUCCUGCGACGAUCCUUGCGGCUUUCCUUCCUUCUCUAUUCACUUAUACAGAAGGAGUUGCUAGAGUGCAGACAAGUGGUAUCACUAGGGGACUCACUUUACUGUACAACAAUCUUAAGAGGUUUGAGGAAGCGAACGAGUGGUCAGACAAACCAACGGUAAAAGUGGCAGUGACGGUUGAUGCUCCUGCAGUCGUGAAGCUCAUAAUGGAUAGGCUUAUGGAGUCUUAAACCAUCUUGGGUCGUUAAUUAGUUAUCUCUUUCUCUUUGAUGUUUCACUAUUGCGAGCCAUUUCUCUUGUUAAAAAUAAGGCUCCUCUUGCUGCAUUAUUUAUUUAUUGUUUAAUCUUUAUUAAAACGAAUAUUAUUAUGUUACCAAUUACCAAUAAUAAAGUUAAGAUUUUUCCUCCGAUUC
This is a messenger RNA of Arabidopsis thaliana (thale cress), 1557 nucleotides long. RefSeq names its product uridine-ribohydrolase 2 (gene URH2). The record is from RefSeq and is marked reviewed. The coding region runs from base 406 to 1374 and encodes 322 amino acids. Lineage: Eukaryota; Viridiplantae; Streptophyta; Magnoliopsida; Brassicales; Brassicaceae. Gene Ontology annotation, molecular function: inosine nucleosidase activity; uridine nucleosidase activity; hydrolase activity, hydrolyzing N-glycosyl compounds. Gene Ontology annotation, biological process: purine nucleoside catabolic process; ribonucleoside catabolic process. The transcript is spliced from 9 exons. Gene Ontology annotation, cellular component: cytosol.